CGGAGCCGCAUUAAGAGUCACGAACUCCGAGAAUGGGGGUGAUGGCGCCCCGAACCUUGCUCCUGCUGCUGUCGGGGACCCUGGUGCUGCCCGAGACCUGGGCGGGCUCCCACUCCCUGCGCUACUUCGACAUCGCGGUGUCCCGGCCCGGCCGCGGGGAGCCCCGCUUCAUGAUAGUCGGCUACGUGGAUGACACGCAGUUCGUGCGCUUCGACAGCGACGCCCUGGAUCCGAGGGUGGAGCCGCGGGCGGCGUGGAUGGAGAAGGUGGAUCAGGCGUAUUGGGAUCGGAACACACAGAUCGCCAAGAACACCGCGCAGAAUUACCGAGUGAACCUGCGGACCCUGCGCGGCUACUACAACCAGACCGAGGACGUGGGCUCGGACGGGCGCCUCCUCCGCGGGUACUCGCAGUGGGGCUACGACGGCGCGGAUUACAUCUCCCUCGCUGAGGACCUGAGCUCCUGGGUGGCGGCGGACACCGCAGCUCUGAUCACGCAGCGCAAGUGGGUGGAGGCCGAAUAUGCAGAGCGCCUCAGGGCCUACCUGGAGGGCACCUGCGUGGAGUGGCUCCGCAGACACCUGGAGAACGGGAAGGAGACGCUGCAGCGCGCAGAGCCCCCAGAGACUCACGUGAGCCACCACCCCGUCUCCAAGGAAGAGGUGACCCUGAGGUGCUGGGCCCUGGGCUUCUACCCCGCCGAGAUCUCCCUGACCUGGCAGCGGGGUGGGCAGGACCUGACCCAGGACAUGGAGCUGGUGGAGACCAGGCCUGCAGGGGACGGAACCUUCCAGAAGUGGGCGGCUGUGGCGGUGCCUUCGGGAGAGGAGCAGCAUUACACGUGCCGUGUGCAGCAUGAGGGGCUGCCUGAGCCCCGCACCCUGAUGUGGGAGCGGCCUCUUCCUCCCACCAUCUCCCGAGGAGUUGAAGUCGUCGUGGUCAUUGCCGCCCUCCUCGGCGUCCUGGUCAUUGUAGCUGCGGUGGCUGUUGUGAUGUGGAGGAGAAAGAGGGCCGGUAAGGAGGGUGGGGUCUGCGUGCUCUGUUCAGACCCGGGGGAAGUGGGCCCACCUCCGGGUGGUGAACAGCACCCACUCACAGGUGCUGACCGGGCCGGGCCGGGACCCUUGCUCUGUUCUAAAGCACAGGGAACAGGAAGGACGGAUUUGUCACCGGAUGGGUGUGGUGAUGGGGACCCGAGUCCAGCAGUCAGGGGUCAGAGGGGAAGGUCCCUGCUGGGGACAGAGCUCCAGGAGGGCGGUCGGGGGAACAUGUCUGUUUUCCAACUUGUCCGGCGCGGUGUGUUCCUUCCUGGGCGAUUCUCGCUGCUCGUCAAGCUCCUGGAGCAAUCGCUGGGCUAUGGGCCCAGCAUCUUGGAGGCCCUUUCGGCCGUUCAAGCUCCUCGGAGUGGAAGUAAGGCCCUAGGUCUCACACCGCACUACUGCCACUUGCUGCUGCAGGACAGAAGGAUAAUGCGGCCCUCAGUCAGCAGGGCAUGGGUCCAGGAUGGCAUCGGCCGUCAGCAGUUUUAG
Molecule: messenger RNA, 1529 nt
Organism: Fukomys damarensis (Damara mole-rat)
Lineage: Eukaryota; Metazoa; Chordata; Mammalia; Rodentia; Bathyergidae
Product: saoe class I histocompatibility antigen, A alpha chain
Exons: 7
Coding region: 33-1529 (498 amino acids)
Biological process (GO): positive regulation of T cell mediated cytotoxicity; immune response; antigen processing and presentation of endogenous peptide antigen via MHC class I via ER pathway, TAP-independent
Cellular component (GO): external side of plasma membrane
Molecular function (GO): peptide antigen binding; signaling receptor binding
Source: RefSeq, a predicted model, not a curated record